Molecule: messenger RNA, 345 nt
Organism: Aureobasidium uvarum
Lineage: Eukaryota; Fungi; Ascomycota; Dothideomycetes; Dothideales; Saccotheciaceae
Source: the annotation of a GenBank genome assembly
AUGUCCAGCCCUAACAACAGAAACCACACCUUAUCCCGCUGGGACCACCAGACCACCUUCCGCAACAUCGUCUCCGCAGAAGAGCAAGACCGAGCCCGCAGACAUGGCCGCGAAGUGCCGUUCCUAGAAGCCAAACUCGAAAUGCUGAAUAGGCAUUUGUUGGACACGAAUCAUCAGUUGAGGGUCAAGCUUGAUGAGUUGCAGGUGUUGCAGAGAAGGUGUGAGGAGUUGGGUAGGGCGAACAGUAAUUUGGCUGCGGCGAAUAGGAGGGUGGUGAGGAGGAAUGGGGAGUUGGUGCAGGAGAAUGAUAUGUUGAGGGCGCUGCAUAGGGGAGGUCGUCGUUGA